Messenger RNA from Perkinsus marinus ATCC 50983, 1797 nucleotides. RefSeq names its product structural maintenance of chromosomes smc4, putative. Gene Ontology annotation, molecular function: peptidyl-prolyl cis-trans isomerase activity. Gene Ontology annotation, biological process: mitotic chromosome condensation. The record is from RefSeq and is a predicted model, not a curated record. Bases 1 to 1797 code for a protein of 598 amino acids. The transcript has 12 exons. NCBI's taxonomy places the organism in Eukaryota, Perkinsozoa, Perkinsida, Perkinsidae.
AUGAUGCCGAGCCUCAGGAGUAACAAAGUGAAGCAGCAUGAAGAGGCUUCAAGGCAUCAUAGUAAGGAGUUGGCCACGUUGAAGAAGGAAUGGGAUGACCUUCCUACGGCGCUUCUAUUCGAGGAGCUUGAGGUGAAUCCUUGGCCAGUUGAUGGGCUGAUUCUGGUGCUUCAGCAUGACUCUGCGGUGAACCUUCCACCGCUACCAUCACAGAGGAGCACACCAGUGACGUCGCCUGGCCGGCACGCGACCCCUCGGCUGCCGAGGGAGACUCCUGAACACACACCUGAGCGAGUUAAGGACGAACCUGAUGAGAGGAUGGGGAGUGAUGAUGAGGAGCAUGGUAUGGUGCAAGGGGAAGAGAGGAUGGACUGUCGAGCACUGGGGAAGGCUGUCUUGAUGGAUCUCACUGAAGAGGAACUCGCUGGGGUGGAGAAGGCUCUGUCGUCGAUCAAGUCGACCAUGUUCUCCCUCGAGGAAGAGAUACAGAAGAUGCAACCCAACACUAGGGCUAUUGAAGACUAUAAGAAGAAGGCUGCCGACUACAAGAGGAAGAAGGACGAGCUCGACGCGGUUACUAAGGAUCGCGAUAAUGUACGCAGUCAGCUGAAGCAAUUGGAGAACGAUCGCCUCACUAUGUUCCUCACAGGCUUCCACGUGAUUCGGGAGAAACUGAAAGAGCUGUACCAGAUGAUAACCCUCGGAGGGGAUGCUGAUCUCGAGCUUGUGGACGGGCAGGACCCCUUCUCUCUGGGGAUAUCCUUCUCUGUGCGGCCGCCCAGGAAGAGCUGGAAGCAGAUAGCAAAUCUUAGUGGUGGAGAGAAGACCCUGGCUUCGCUCGCUCUGGUAUUCGCAUUGCACCACUAUAAGCCGACGCCACUGUACUUCAUGGACGAAAUAGACGCAGCACUCGAUCAACGCAAUGUUGCUAUCAUCGCCAACUACAUCAAGGAACGAACACAGAACGCUCAGUUUAUCAUCAUUACUCUCAGGAAUUCUAUGUUUGAGUUGGCGGACCUACUGGUUGGUAUAUGCAAGACUCAGGAUAGGAGUAAGAGUGGAGAGAUUACUAUCUCUGGCAACAUCGGUUUCCCUGAGGAGGACAUGGAAGUCGAUGGUGAUGAAGAGGAGGACGAUAGCGAUCUCGACGAGGACAUUGAGGGACCUAUCCCUGUGGCUAUGGAGUCUGGGGAUGAGGACGAAGAGGAGGAUGAGGAGGAAGAGGAAGAGGGAAAGAUUGAGGAAAUCACUGAGGAGCCCAUAGCUGGCCCCAAGAAGGCCGCUGUUGAGGAGAAGAAACCCCAACAGAAAAUCCCUGCUAAAAAGACUCCCGAGAAGAAACCCGAAGUGAAGGAAGUCAAGAAGACCAUCGAGAAGAAGGAGGAGCCCAAGAAGCAAGAGCCCAAGAAACAACAGCAGAAGGAAGAACCUGUUGUGCGCACCAAAACUUUGGCGGGCGGCCUCAAGUAUGAGGUUAUUCGUCCCGGCCACGGUGGCACUCCUUGCCCUGCCGGUAAAACUGCGAAGGUGAGGUACGCUGGUCGUUUGGCGAAGAAUGGAAAGCAGUUCGAUAAGGGUUCCAUCAACUUCCGUGUGGGCAUGGGUGAAGUCAUCAAGGGAUGGGAUAUGUCUGUGAAGGGUAUGCAGGUCGGAGAGGUCCGUAAAUUGUUCGUGCCUGCACAUCUUGCUUAUGGCCGCGGUGGCGCUCCUCCCGCUAUUCCUCCGAACGCCGAUCUUGUCUUCGACAUGGAGUUGCUCAACAUCCAAGGUGGCAAGAAGAAGGCCGGUCGCCGUUAA